ACGAUUGCCGAGGAGCACCACCCGAUGGGAAAGUUUCUUAAGUGUUUUAAGUUCUAAAAUGAGAUUAUGUGGAUCAAACAGUGAGUCUGUGCGAGACGGAAAUUGACGUCGUUGACAGUGUUUUGAGAUCUCCUCCUCGGAACUCUUGAAAAUUUUUCAAUAGUACUAAACGUGAAGUGAUUGUAAGGGUGUCUUCUAUCGCUUCCUGCUUUUAAAUGUAAGCUGGACCAUUGUCACCUGGGGCACCAAAAUGGGCAAUACAUCGGGUAAACAUCAGCUACGGGAUCGUCCACGAAAAAAUGUUCACUGGAAAACUGCAGAACCUCCUGUGGCACCAGGCAAGCCAACUCUUGUACCUGGUGAUGCCGAGACAGCUCCCGAUGUUGUCACCAUUCGCUGGGAGAAGCCCCUUACGGACGGUGGUGCCCCAAUUCUCGGCUACCUCGUGGAGCAUCGUCGUACCGGUUCACCUCACUGGGUCCGUGCUACUCCGGGUCUCGUACCAUAUACUGAGCUCACGCUGAGUGGCCUGGAACCAGGCUGGCGCUAUCAAUUUCGUGUUGCUGCCGAAAAUAUUGUUGGUCUUUCACCACCCAGUGAACUCUCAGAUGGGCUCACUGUUACCCUUCAGCGCACUGCUAUCAGUGUACCACGUUUUGUACAGGAACUCGAGGACUGCGCAACAACAAUUGAAAAUGACCGGGUGGAAUUUCACGUGCGAGUAAUUGGAACACCUCAACCGGAAAUCAAUUGGUUCAAGGAUGGUUUUGAAAUCUUCAGCAGUCGUCGUACAAAGAUCCUCACAGAGAACGACACAAGCCUUUUGGUAAUUCAUCAGGCUGCACUAACAGAUGAAGGUGAAAUUAAAUGUACUGCUACCAAUCGUGCUGGACACGUGGUAACUCGAUGUCGUUUGAAGGUGGAAGCACCACCAAAAAUUCGAUUACCCCGGCAAUAUGAGGAUGGUCUCUUGAUUGAGGCUGAUGAAGUUAUUCGCCUAAAGGUUGGUGUGGCUGGUCGACCACCACCCAGUGUUACUUGGCUAUUGAAUGGCGAAGCACUGAAGUCCGAUGAUCGUCACGAAAUCACAACAACUGAUAGAAACUCUUCCCUGAAGAUCACUCAUGCUCAACGUUCUGAUCGUGGAGAAUACAAUAUCAGAGCUAAAAAUACACUCGGAGAAGACAAUGCGUCUUUUCUUCUUACAGUUACCUCACGCCCUAGUUGUCCAGGAAAGGUCACAAUUUCAAUGUCCAUCGGGAAGUCUGUUUCUCUCACAUGGAACAGUCCCGAAGAUGAUGGUGGCUGCAAGAUUGGCAAUUAUGUGGUAGAGUACUAUCGUGUAGGAUGGAAUGUUUGGCUUAAGGCUGCAACAACCCGUCAACUGUCCACCACCCUCAAUGACUUGAUUGAGGGUAGUGAAUAUAAAUUUCGUGUCAAGGCAGAAAAUCCAUAUGGGAUGUCAGAGCCAAGUGAAGAGUCAGACAUACUAUUUAUUCCAGAUCCAAAAAGGGGCAUCACCAAACCAAAUAGCUCAAGUGAUACUAGUGUAUUUAUCGACGAUCAACGACCGACGAUUGUACCAAGACGAAAGCAUACGACUUCAUCACCUACCCCAGCCAGUCAGUCCCUAGAUAGCAAUAUAAAUCAAUUGACCAGAACGGUGGACAAGAGCGAACAGACGCAUGUUGCACGACUUAAAAUUCAACGACCAACUGUCAACAUUCAACUAAUACCUCAGGUUUUUGAUUCGGAAACUAUAGCUAGAGAUAUUUCCUAUGGUACUCCUGAUCCCAUUGUCCUAGCAGCAGAGAAGAGGGAGAAAUCUCCAAUGAAGCAAAAAGAAAAAUCACCAUCAAGACCGAAUGAAAGUCCACCAGAAAUCCAACUAAACCUAUUACCAUCUGAUGCUGAUAGAAGACCGAAAUCUCGAGAGAGCUCACCUUCAAUUGCAAGGGAUAUACGGGAAAAGAUUUCAAGAGAAAGAUCACCAGAAACUCCAAAGCAGACAGUUUCUGUUGAAAAAAGUAACGUUCAUGUUCAAAUGGCGCCAAAAGACAUUAUAACUAGUACGGUGAAGACAAUAAUUCAGGAACCAUCCCCAGAAAAGGUCGCAGAAGAGAAAACCAAGGAAGUACCUUCUGUUACCAAUGCAAGCCCAGAAAAUGACAUGCAAAAACCAUGGAAGAGCCUUGAUGCUCCACGGGAUAACAAUGAUGGAAUUCAUAGUAGCGGCGAAUUCGUCCUUCUUAUCUAUGAUGAGAAAGAUGGGUCAAAGAGUGUCUCAAAGCAACAGUCGUUUGACUUUGAAAUUGAUGAAGUUAUUCCGCCACCACCGCUAUCACUAUCAGCACCGGAACUUUCUGCAGAAAUACCUCCUCAGCCUAUGCUAAGACGGUCUGUUAGUUCUACUGAAUUGCUCUAUGAGAGAGCAAUGGCUAGAUUUUAUCAUGCCGUGGAAGCUGAAGAGGAAGCGGAAAAGGUGAAGAAGCAAGGUCAAGCAGCACCAACUUUGCGUAAAGUCCCUAGUCUCACACGAAGAGAUUCAUUCAAUGAACAUGAUCGUGGUGAAAGAAAAAGUUCUCUAAGACGAAGACUUUCAGGAGAAAUUCCAAUUGUCCAUCCAGGAAAUCUCAAGCUCAAGGACAUGGAAACGGGUAGCGUUGAGAGGGAGAUAUCGGUUAAAAAAGAAAAGCGCAAGAGUCCUAGAAAAUCGGAUGAAUCUAUUGAACUAACUAAAGAUCGGGGUGAUCUUGAAUACACAGACGAUUACACAGAUAGUACAGCGUCAUCAGAUGAGUCAGAGACUGAGAAGUUUAAGAGAAAAGUUCGUGAGCAUGCAGGAAAAUUUACAGGUGAUGAAGAAUUGGAAACUUAUCAUCCAAGUGGUCAGCAAAUCCGAGUUCAAACCCCCUAUAGUCAACCAGCUCCUGAUCAAGCAGCUGAGGUACUGUCGAAGCCUUUCAAUCUGCCGAGUCCGGACUUUAUUCCGAAGCCCAUCCUGAAGAGGCGAACUUCGGUAGAAGGAGACUCCUCAGCCAAGGAGGAAGAUGUUGCAAAGAAAAACAAGGUUCCGGAGAAAGGUGAGAGAAAGAGCUUGUCAAAGAUUUUUGAUCUGAAGCCUCUGUCAAAGGGGAGCAACAGUAAAUUGCAGGAAGAUGAAGCUGACAAACCUUCCGAGAAAGUUGCAGAAAAACCCCUUACGGCAAGUGAAUUGUCGAAAAAGAAGAAACUGGAAGAAAGACAAGAAUCCUUGGAAGAAGAGAAAGUUGUGAUUGAUCAUUAUAGCGAUAUAGUACGAGAAUUGGGAAGUGGACGAAGGACUCCUGUUCCCAUAUAUCUCAGUGCAGAAGAAUUAAAAAAGGCCGCGGAACAAGAUGACGAGGAGAAGACACCUCCAAAGCAGAUCGAGGUAGCAGUACAUGAAAAACCCAAAACUGUUAACCAACCAAAGAAUCGAUCACGCAGCAGUUCGGCAACUAGAAAACGCCCGGAAAUUGUACAAACUGACAUCAAACAACAAAAUCAGGACGUGAUUCCGAGAGGGAGAUCCCCAGCACCAAAACCUUCCGCAGAUAGAAAGGUACCAAGAUCUCGUGAUACCUCCACUUCAUCUCAAACUGGUGCUCCAAGGCGGACUGAGAAGUCAGCUGUAGAAAAAAGGGCUGCUUCCAAGACGAGAAACCGCAGUGAAUCUAAAUCUCCUGCUUCGCUAAAUCGACGGCCACUAACACUGAAGCCACCGGAUAUACCAAAACCCAGAGAACCAACUCCACCUUCUCCACCACGUUCUCAGACUCCUGUAGAAAUUACUCAGGAAGAUGCAGAUAUCAAGGUUAAGUCUACUUUCGCUUAUAUAACAGAUCUUGCACUCUUUGUGGCAGCCUGUUGGGUGUACUUCUUCAAAGAUGCCCGUCUCGUCAUCCCUAUCUUGGCCCUGAUGGUAUAUCGACAAAUUGGCGAUGCAAUGAAGACUUACUUACCAUCAUGGAUGAAGAAGAAAGAAAGCUAACUUUAAUUAUGAAAAUAAACCACGUGACAAGGUUCAUUUAUGUGAAAAAAAUUGUUCUAACAUUGUUGUACAAGAAAUGUGCAAAAUAAAAUAAAGAACUUCAAAAACACA
This is a messenger RNA of Phlebotomus papatasi, 4123 nucleotides long. RefSeq names its product muscle M-line assembly protein unc-89 (gene MnM). The transcript has 4 exons. The coding region runs from base 251 to 4012 and encodes 1253 amino acids. The record is from RefSeq and is a predicted model, not a curated record. Gene Ontology annotation, molecular function: protein binding. NCBI's taxonomy places the organism in Eukaryota, Metazoa, Arthropoda, Insecta, Diptera, Psychodidae.